Cololabis saira (Pacific saury) is the source of this 5545-nucleotide messenger RNA. RefSeq names its product adaptor related protein complex 1 subunit gamma 2 (gene ap1g2). Gene Ontology annotation, cellular component: AP-1 adaptor complex; Golgi apparatus; membrane coat. Lineage: Eukaryota; Metazoa; Chordata; Actinopteri; Beloniformes; Belonidae. The coding region runs from base 124 to 2505 and encodes 793 amino acids. Gene Ontology annotation, molecular function: clathrin-cargo adaptor activity. Gene Ontology annotation, biological process: receptor-mediated endocytosis; Golgi to vacuole transport; intracellular protein transport. The record is from RefSeq and is a predicted model, not a curated record. The transcript has 22 exons.
ACAAAUUGCAUGGAAAUAAUAGUAUUGGUGGCGCUUCCAGCCAACUGACUACGACCGUGUAUUGGAAGGGGGUCUGUUGAAGAGGUUUACUUUACACACACACACACACACACACACACAGCCAUGUCCCCAUCCAUCCCCCUGCAGGAGAUGAUCCGGGCCAUCAGGUCGGCCAAGACCCAGGGCGAGGAGCGAGGGGUGAUCCAGAGGGAGUGUGCUGCCAUCCGGGCUCAGUUCAGGCAGACCGACAACGGGGGACGAUCACACAACCUGGCCAAGCUGCUCUACGUGCACAUGCUGGGCUAUCCAGCCCACUUUGGUCAGAUGGAGUGUGUUCGUAUGAUCGCCAGCCCUCGCUACAGCGAGAAGCGCGUGGGAUACCUGGGAGCCAUGAUGCUCCUGGACGAGAAGCAGGAUGCCAGCCUGCUCAUCACCAACUCCAUCAAGAAUGACCUUUCCCACAGUAGCCAGUACGUGCAGUCUCUGGCUCUGUGCACGCUGGCCUGCAUGGGCUCAGCUGAGAUGUGCAGGGAUCUGGCACCAGAGAUCGACAGGCUGCUGCGAGCUUCCAACUCCUACAUAAAGAAAAAGGCUGCUUUAUGUGCCGUUCACAUUGUUAGAAAAGUCCAGGAUCUAGGAGAGCUCUUUGUUCCCGCUGCUCGCUCCCUCCUCAAUGAGAAGAACCAUGGCGUAUUACACGGUGCGGUGGUGCUCAUCACCGAGCUGUGUGAGCGGAGCCCAGAAACGCUGGAGCGCUUCAGAAAGUCAGUGCCGUCUCUAGUUCAGAUCAUGAAAAGCCUGGUCAUUUCGGGUUAUUCUCCUGAUCACGAUGUGUCAGGGGUCAGUGAUCCCUUCCUACAGGUACGCAUCUUGAGAUUGCUGAGAGUCCUUGGACACAACAACGAAACAGCGAGUGACGCCAUGAAUGACCUCCUAGCUCAGGUGGCGACGAACACGGACAGCACCAAGACCGUGGGCAACGCUGUGCUGUACGAGACUGUUCUCACUGUGCUCGACAUCAAGUCCGAGAGUGGCCUCAGGGUCCUGGCCGUCAACAUCCUGGGAAGAUUCCUCCUGAACAACGACAGGAACAUUCGAUAUAUUGCCAUGACCUCUCUUCAGAAGAUUGUUGGAACAGACCACAAUGCAGUUCAGCGGCACAGAGGAACUAUAGUAGACUGCCUAAAGGACCAGGAUGCAUCUGUCAAACGGCGUGCUUUGGACCUCUCCUUGGCUCUGGUGUCAGCCUCCAACAUCCGCUCCAUGAUGAAGGAACUGCUGAUCUUUCUCUCCUCCUGCCCCCCCGAGCUCAAGGCUCAAGCUGCUAACGGCAUAUUCUACGCUGCUGAAAGGUAUGCACCUUCCCAGCGCUGGCACAUUGACACCAUCCUGCAUGUCCUCACCACGGCAGGGGGCGACGUGAGAGAUGAAACGGUGCCCAAUCUGAUUCAGCUCAUCACCAAUACCUCCGAGUUGCACUGUUACACCGUCCACAAGCUGUACCGGGCUCUGCUGACCUACAUCUCUCAGCAAUCUCUGGUCCAGGUGGCGUGCUGGUGUAUAGGAGAGUACGGAGACCUGCUGCUGAGAGGAGACUGUCAGGAGACUGAGCCUGUGCAGGUGACGGAGGACAAUGUUCUUGACGCCUUGGAAACAGUCCUGCAGUCGCACAUGUCGUCGGCGAGCACCAGAGGCUUCGCUCUCACCGCCACCAUGAAACUGAGCACACGGAUCAACGACAACGUGGAUCGGAUCAGAAGCAUCGUCAGCAUCUACGGAAGCUGCAUAGAUGUGGAGCUCCAGCAGAGGGCAGUUGAAUACAAUGCUCUCUUCAAAAAGUAUGACCACAUGAGGGCUGCAGUGUUGGAGAGGAUGCCUGUGAUCGAUAAAAACUCCCCAGGUCAGACCAACGGAGAGCCAGGAGGAGAGACCAUAAAGGAGAUCCAGCCCCUCUCAGUCAGACAGGGAGACGCAGUGACCCCACAACAGCCCGCCAAUCAGGUGUGUAACCUGUUGGACUUACUGGGGGACUCCCCGGAGCCUCCGCACCCAGCGACACCCGCCCUCUCCAUCACGACAGCUAACUCUGCUGGAGGAGACCUCCUAGAUCUGCUGGGUGGGCUGGAGCCCACUCCUGCCACACCAGCUCCCACAGUGACGGUGUAUGAGAAAGAUGGUGUGACUUUGACGCUAAGCUGUGAAAAACAGUCAGAGACGGCGCUGACGAUCACACUCACAGCCUCCAACUGCACUGAUUCAGACAUCAGCAACGUCACUCUGCAGGCUGCAGUGCCCAAGAGUGUGCAGUUAAAUAUGAAAGCCCCCAGCAGAGACUUUCUUCCUGCACGAGAUGCAGCAAAAAUGAUUCAGACGGUGGUCCUCAACAGCCCGAACAUGGUUAAUCUGAAAAUGAGGAUCCGCAUCUCCUACACCAGCCAGGGGUCAGUUGUUCAGGACACAGUCCAGGUUGACUCAUUCCCUGGACUCGGCGCUGCUGGACACUGAUAGCUGCCGGUCAAUCCAGAAGGACCACGGUCAUUUGAAGGAGAAAAAUAACACAUGCACACUUCUAAUCCAGGUCAUUUUGAAAAUUCAUCUGGUUAUCAUCAGGUCUUAAAAUGAUGUAAAUACAACCUCUGAUGAGCAGCAUAUCAAGUAUUACACUGUCUAAUUGUUACUACCACUACUGUCAUUUAGCAGACGCUUUUAUCCAAAGCGACUUACAUCUGAGAGAACAACACAAGCACAAAAUCACACAGUUCAGGUCCAGCUGGAUCAGUGCUGGUCAGACUGGUGGGAGUCCAGUUGCACACAGGUGCUGCCACGCCAGUGCUAGAGCUGUUCCCAUCCCACCCAACCGAAUAGUCCUUUUAUUCAGCAAUUCUAGGUCUUACAUUCACCAUCAUACUUUUUCAUAAGUGGAUGCACCAUCAUAUCUUGUCAUAAGUGCAUGCAGCUUUCUCAGUGCUGAGUCUUGCAAAGAGCUGGACAAAUCUUCUAACUAAUUCUGAUGAGCAGAGAGAAGUUUACUAGAUGCAGAAAUGCUCUUUAAAGAGUCUUCAGCUUGCUCUUAAAUGUAGACACAGACCCUGCAGAUCAGAGAGUUUGGUAGGUGGUUCCACCAUCGGGGAACAAUGGAGGUGAAGAGUCUUGCUACUGAUUUCAGGCCACGUUGUGAUGGAAGCACCAGGCGUCUUUCACUGGCUGAGCGGAGCUGUGGAGAGGGAGUGUAGCUGGAUGAAGGAGAGAUGGUAGGCAGGAGCCGUUUGGGUGAUUGUUUGAUAAGCCAGAAGCAGAGCUUUGAACCUGAUGUGCACAGCAACUGAAAGCCAGUGCAGAGAGAUUAGCAGCGGAGUAGUAGUACUCCGCUGCAGAAGUACAGAAUUGUUUGAACAUAUAAGAACCUGUCAUAUCUCAGCAGCUCAGAGUUGUCUUUAGCUGCUGCAACGUAGCACAUUUGUUUUCUGUAUAAUUUUGAUCAUUCUUACACAGUGUUGUGGAGAAAUCUUGGCCCACGCGUCUUAAAAAAGUUCCAUCGAUUCAUUGAGAUUAUUUUUAACCUUCAUUUAUGCACAGCUCUCGUAUGGUCCCGCCACUUUAAAUCUGGUCUGCACUUUUGAAACAUUUAUUUUUUCAUCCAUUUUUUUGUAGAUUUGCGGGUGUUUUCGGAGUUGGCGUCCUAUUGCAUGACCCAGUUUUGGCCCAGCUCCAGCUGCCAGACAGAUGGCCUCAUAUGUGACUCACAUUUGUUCAGAUGUAACUUUGCAACCUGGGGCAUUCAGACAUGGGGAUUUUAUUUUCCAGAUUGCCAACCCUUCAAUAUCUUUCCACACACUUCUUCUGCAUUUUGGCUUAGUUUUUGUACAAUAAAUACAUACAUGGUGUAAUAUGUCACAUAUUGUUGUUCAUCUGAGGUUGUAUCUAGUCAGUUUUAAGAAAUAAGGACUAGAUGAUUUACUCGAGUCUUAAGCCUUAGAAACAAAAGAGGCUGAACAUUCUUUCAUGACUGUAUGUGGAUGAAUCAGAAAGCAUCUUUCCAAUCUUUCUGAAAUGUAUGUUUUUUUUUUUGUUUCCUUGGAACACUUCUUUCACAGAAAGUGACAGUUUCAUUUAAGGAGCCGGUUGUUGUUUUGCUCAGCUGUAACACAAGCAUUAAUGUCAUGGUGGUACACACUCAGGAAUACACAAGUAUAAUAUGGAAAAGCAUAACUCUAUUUUUGGAGGGUGUGGCGGUGACAGUCAUGGAUACAACUGUUGUUAAAUUGUGGUUAUUUUUGAAAGUUUAUGAACUUUCUUUUGUACAUUUCUGUACAAAUUUGACUUAAAAUAACAUCAGCUUAGUAAAUAUAUACGACCCCAGAAAAAAAAACUUUAGGCCAAUAAGAUUUACUUAUUGAGGCCAUUCCAAAAAAUAUACUCUUAAUUAUUUCAUUAAUUUUAAAUAAAGUGAGAUAUUUACAUGGUUUGGGCCUGUUUCAGUGCAUGUGGGACAGGACAGGUUGCCAUCAUCAGGCAUCAUGACGGGAAGAACUUGAGCUGUUCAGCCAAAGAAUAGUUAAGGAGGAAUAAAGUUUUCAUUUUUUAAUGGCCUCAGUUAUAAAUAACCAAGUGCAUUUUCUGCAGUGUAAUUCCAUGAACUAGGUUCUCUUCAAUUAAAUUAUGUUUUAGGUCAUAUUUUGCAGAUUUAGAUUAAUUUUGAAGGUUCACAGACUGAUCACGUUCAAGUGUUUCACAAAAGUAUUUUGCCGUUAGAUAGGUUGUUUGUGGCUUCUGUCAUUAUAAACCUCAAAAUCAUUGCAGCACUCCACUUGCACCCUCUCAGCCCUUACCUCCCAAACUAGGAAAAUACCAACUAUUCAGCUUCUACCAGUGUUUGCUUUUAUUGUAUGAUUACAUUUGAUUUUUUUCUUUUACUGAGAACACAGCCAUGAGGUUUAGACCAAAAGUUGGAAGAGUUUUAACACAACUUUAUACCUUCCCCUGAGCUGAGAAUAUGCAGCUGUAUACUCCUGAUUCAUUCCCCUGUGCCUUUUAUUACUUCUUAAAAUAUAAUUAUAUCACCUUUUAGUGACCAAGAAGUGACAUUUCCUUUUUUCAUUCCCAUACAAGCAACAAUUUUUCUAACUUUUCUAUUGUUUACAGACACCUUAUCUAAUUUAUUUAUGUAGACUUUUAUUGUUAUCAAAGGAGAAAAAUGGGCACAUUACUGCCACAAGAUGUAUAUUUUGGAUAUUAAAUGUCUGAGUACAAUGGAAAGUUAAAUGUAAGUAACAAAUCUUUGUUGUCAAAGGAAGCGCUGCAAAUGAAUCUUAUGGUAAAACAGUCAUAUUCACAUUAAGUUCAUUCAUGUUCACUGCUUUUAAGAAAACACACUAGAUACAAGAUAUCAGUUAUGGUGCCCUUAACAGGUUUCGGUUGAAUUUAUUCAGCUUCAUAUCACUACCUUGAAUAAAAUGUAAAGAAAAGACCAGAGAGAAUAUUCUGUCAGCUGUUUGGAUUGUCUGUGGGUAUUCAGUUGUUUUCUAAUAAAAGAAAAUUCUCAGGA